AUGUGUUUUCGAAAAGACAGUGCUCGAUGUUUUUUUGACCUCGCGGACAGACAAACAGACAAUUUAUGUUUGCAAGACUCUUCUCUACGAGAAAGAGAAUAUCCUUUACUUCUUAUUGAUCCAUUUGAACAAUGUGAUCAAUGGAUGGAAAAAUAUUAUAAUCUUCAAAAAAUUCAUUUGGAUGAUCCAUCAAAACAUGAUGUUGUAAUGUCAAUUGAACAAUCAUUUUUGUUUGGUUCAAAGAUUUAUAUAAAAAAUUGUAAUACAUUAGACAGUCUUCUUUAUCCAUUAGCACAAUGGAAAGCAACAUCACACGAAUCAAAUUCUAAUGAUGGUAUAUCAACUUUCUUCUUCGUUUCUUAUUUAAAUCUAAAAUAUUUAUUUAAAUUCAAAUUUAAUACUUUAUUAACGUGUGAUUCACUUGAUAAAAUUUCAUCAUCAUUAGCAUUAUUAACAACAUCUAUUAAUUGUCAAUAUAGUGUUGAAACAUCAUUAGAUGAUUUACGACAACAAAUCUUACAAUGUAUUCAACCAAAUUUAUAUUAUAAAAAAUUAUCAAUAUUUCGUUUAAUACUUUUAUGUCAACUAAGAAUUCAAGCAAUUGAUUCGUUUCUUAAAUCAAAUGCAGUCAGUGAUGAAUUUGACGGUGAUCGAGUGAUUUUAACAUCUGUUGCAUUGGAAAGAAAAUAUUUAUUUGGUGGAAUAGUUGAUGAAGCCAAUGAAAUCUUCGAUACAAUUGAAUCUUAUCAUGAUUAUUAUUUUCCUUAUG
Messenger RNA from Adineta steineri, 769 nucleotides. The record is from the annotation of a GenBank genome assembly. Lineage: Eukaryota; Metazoa; Rotifera; Eurotatoria; Adinetida; Adinetidae.